AUGGCGAUACUAUUUCACCCGUGGAUGAAGACGGUCUUCUUCACUGUCUUUCUGUCCCUAUCGCCUGUCAUUUCCGCAGUCAACCACCACGAUCACGACCCUGAUCUCUUCCACUACAAGACCAGACCCGACCUCAAACCGCCGAAAUGGGACAUCAUCGUCCACGACGAGUCGAGGCUCACGACAGGCUACUGGUUCGUCGGGAUCAAGCCUUCCCUCGACAAGACGAUAGGAACAGACCAGCCGUGGUUCGGACCGCACAUAUAUGACCAACAAGGGGAGCUGGUAUGGAGCGGCUCGCGGCAGUUGGACACUUCCAACGUAAUGGACUUCCGUUUGAGCAAGAUCAAGGGGAAGGACCAUCUGACUGUUCUGGACCGCGAUCGCCGGGAAGGGCUGAUAAUCAACGACAACUACGAGUUGGUGGACUCGUUCCCGGUGGAUUGGGACCACCGCGAUAAUGUGAAUGGGCACGAGCUGAACUUUGUGGGUGAUGGAUCCAAGGUGCUUGUCGUGAGGAACAACAAAGAGGAGUCGACACCAGGGGAGGGGGAAUCAAUAGGCCAUUCCGGACCAUGCCGGGCCAACUACAAUGGUAUGCGAGAGCUGGACGGCAAUGCCCUUUGGAUGCCAAUUUUCGACUGGACAGCUCUGGGCCACAUCACGCUCAACGAGAGCACGGAAAAAGGCGGCAAUAUCGACCACAAAUGCGAGAAUGACUGGGAUUUCAUCCACACGAAUUCUCUCGACAAGACCGACGACGGCGACUACAUCCUCUCCGGCCGCCACACCAGCACCAUCUACAAGAUCUCGCACGUGGACGGCCACAUAGUCUGGCGGAUGGGCGGCAAGUUCUCCGACUUCGACAUGGGCGGCAUCGAGUUCUCCCGCCAACACAACAUCCGCUACCAAGGCGAGAACCACACCCACAUGCUCGUCUCCUUCCUCGACAACGCCAAAGGCCAAGACGCCAACCCCCCCUCCCACGACUUCUCCCGCGGCCUUCUGCUCGCUCUCAACAAGCACGAAAUGACCGUCACCAUGGAACACCACUACGACCACCCGUACAGAGACCACGAGAACUGGCACUACGCCAACCGCCGCGGCAGCUUGCAAAUCCUGCCCAAUCGCAACGUCCUCAUGGGCUGGUCCGAACAGGCGCUGCAGACCGAACACACCGAAGACGGGGAGAUCCUCAUGGAAGCCGUAUUUAUAGCAGACUGGGUCGGCGCCUACCGCAACUACAAAUUCGACUUUGUCGGCAAACCGCUCACCCGGCCUGACGUCUACGCCGUCUCCUACAACGAAGACGAGUUCGGUGAUAAAAUCCCCACCACCGACGUCGCCGUGUCCUGGAACGGGGACACCGAAGUCCGCACCUGGAAGCUCUACGCCCGGGUGGAAAACGACCGGGACGAACAUCUCAUGGAGACGCUCCCGCGCAGCGGCUUCGAGACGUCGUUCCACCACGACGGCCUGUGGCGGACCGUGCGGUUCGAAGGGCUCGAUUCCAAGAACAAAACCAUCGUCGACUCCGGCGAGAUCCGCGUGGAACAGCAUCCCUCCCCGCCACCGUUUGACGCGUACAAAGACCCCGCCGAAGGCAUCUCCGCGAACCGGUAUAAAGAAGACGGGCGGUUUCUCGGGAACCCGCAUGUCACGUUCGCUUUACUCUUCAUCUUAGGCGGGGUGUUGAGCGCUUUCGCGGUUCUGCUUGGAUGGCUAGGUUUCUUGCCGCUGAGGUGGUUGACGGAGCGGACGAGGGGGUUGAGGGAGGUGGUGCGGUACAAGAAGGUGGCGAGGGAUGAGUUUGAGGAGGAAGAGGAGGGGAUGGGGUUGCCGUUGGCGAACGGGAAUGGGAAGUUGAGGUUGCAGAGCCCGCAGAGUCCGCAUGAGCCGCCUUAG
Molecule: messenger RNA, 1905 nt
Organism: Saxophila tyrrhenica
Lineage: Eukaryota; Fungi; Ascomycota; Dothideomycetes; Mycosphaerellales; Extremaceae
Exons: 3
Coding region: 1-1905 (634 amino acids)
Source: RefSeq, a predicted model, not a curated record